Molecule: messenger RNA, 2961 nt
Organism: Scleropages formosus (Asian bonytongue)
Lineage: Eukaryota; Metazoa; Chordata; Actinopteri; Osteoglossiformes; Osteoglossidae
Gene: dync1i1a
Product: dynein cytoplasmic 1 intermediate chain 1a
Exons: 18
Coding region: 289-2184 (631 amino acids)
Biological process (GO): transport along microtubule
Cellular component (GO): cytoplasmic dynein complex
Molecular function (GO): dynein heavy chain binding; dynein light chain binding
Source: RefSeq, a predicted model, not a curated record
UGGAGCGAAGGCCUGGGUACCACACGGCAGAACAGAGGAGGAGACUGAGCGCUCGAACCUUCAUUCACCACCGAUCUUUUAAUUGACCAAACCCGUCGGAGUCCCACGGCAACCCCGAGGUGCAUUCAAUAACUGUUUAAACUGUUUAUUUACUAUUAUUGUUCCUUGGAAAUUUGCCAUUUUCUCCCGAAUGGACGCCUGACGGAGUCGCUCCACACACACACACAGUCAGCGGUGCAGCAUCUUGGAAACGAGAGACGCCGGAGAAAAAAAAGAAGACGAAACACAAUGGCAGACAAAAGUGAUCUGAAAGCUGAACUGGAGCGUAAGAAGCAGAGGCUCGCCCAGAUCCGGGAGGAGAAGAAGAGGAAAGAAGAGGAAAGAAAAAAGAAAGAGACGGACACGCAGCAGAAAGCAGAGGCCACCCCAGAGGACUCGGACCUGGACCGCAAGCGCAGGGAGACAGAGGCUUUGCUGCAGAGUAUUGGGAUCUCACCCGAACCUCCACUAGUCCCAACCCCUGUGUCCCCUCCUUCAAAAUCAGUGAGCACCCCCAGCGAGGCGGGCAGCCAGGACUCAGCUGAGGGCACCGUGGGGGGAAGAUACAGGACCUUACAAUGGGAUACAGACCCUUCUGUUCUCCAGCUGCAGGCUGACUCUGAACUUGGCUCCAGAAACCACAGACUCGGAGCAUCCAAAAUCACGCAGGUGGACUUCCUGCCCCGCGAGGUGGUCAUGUACUCCAAGGAGACCCAGACACCCCUGGCACCUCUGCAGUCUGAAGAUGAAGAAGAGGAUGAGGAGGAGAUCACGGAUCCCACACCUGGACCAGAGCCCGAGCAGCAGGAGGCCGAGGAGAAGCAGCACUCUAAAGAAGUGCACCCCAGGGAACUGACAGAGGAGGAGAAACAGCAGAUCCUCCACUCAGAGGAGUUCCUCAUCUUCUUUGACCGUAGCAUCCGUGUGGCGGAGCGUGCCCUCGCGGAGGACUCCCACAUAUUCUUCGACUACAGUGGUCAGGACCUGCAGGACAAGGAAGGGGACUUACAGGCUGGGUCCAAUCUGUCCUUCAACCGCCUGUUCUGUGAUGAACACUGGUCCAAGCACAGGGUUGUCACCUGUUUGGAUUGGUCUCCACAGUACCCUGAAUUGAUGGUGGCUUCCUACAACAACAAUGAAGAUGCUCCUCAUGACCCCGACGGUGUUGCACUGGUGUGGAACAUGAAAUUCAAAAAGACUACUCCGGAGUACAUUUUCCACUGUCAGUCAUCGGUGGUAUCCGUGGGCUUUGCUCGAUUUCACCCCAACCUUGUGGUCGGGGGCACCUACUCGGGCCAAAUUGUUCUCUGGGACAACCGCAGCCACAGGAGGACACCAGUGCAGAGGACACCACUGUCUGCCACCGCACACACUCACCCUGUGUACUGCGUGAACGUGGUGGGAACGCAGAACGCCAACAACCUGAUCACCGUCUCCACUGAUGGGAAGAUGUGCUCCUGGAGUCUGGACAUGCUGUCCCAGCCUCAGGAGAGCAUGGAGCUGGUGUACAACAAGUCAAAGCCAGUGGCAGUGACCAGCAUGGCCUUCCCCGCGGGGGACGUCAACAACUUCGUGGUGGGGAGCGAGGAGGGGACCGUAUACACCGCCUCCCGGCACGGCAGCAAAGCUGGCAUUGGUGAGAUGUUCGAGGGCCACCAAGGUCCAGUGACCGGCAUCAGCUGCCACAUGGCUGCCGGCCCAGUGGACUUCUCACACCUUUUUGUCACCUCGUCAUUUGACUGGACCGUCAAACUGUGGAACACAAAGCACAACAAGCCUCUCUACUCCUUUGAAGACAACGCGGACUACGUGUACGACGUCAUGUGGUCGCCUGUGCACCCCGCACUCUUCGCAGCCGUCGAUGGGAUGGGCCGCCUUGACCUCUGGAACCUGAACAGUGACACAGAGGUACCCACUGCCAGCGUGACCAUCGAGGGAGCGCCUGCCCUGAACCGUGUGCGAUGGGCACCAAGUGGCAGGGAGGUGGCCGUGGGUGACUCUGAAGGCCGGGUCUGGAUUUACGAUGUUGGGGAGCUGGCAGCGCCCCAUGCUGAGGACUGGACCCGCUUCGCCCGCACGCUGGUGGAGAUCCAGGCCAACCGGGGCGACAGCGAGGAGGAGGCCGCUGCGCAACUGCCAGCUUAAGGAGCAGCACAGCAUGGUUUCAGCAGCACCCCCUUCCUCGCCCACUCCACCCCAGACCAGCAGAGCCUUUGAGGCCACGCACAUAUUGAUUCCCAGGCUGCUGAUUAUGCCGAGCCGGUGCGUCCAAACUGCCAUUUCACUCCGGUGUGUGUUGUAGCUUUCCUUUGGCAGCAAAUUCCCUGGGUCCAGUGUUUUUUAAUGUUGCUCCAUAAGCCAGCUAUUUGAAGAGAUGGCCAAAUGUUGGUACCGUAAUUUUUUCUCUCCCUUUUCUCAUAUAGUAACUUUAUUUAGUGCCUGGAAACCUCUGGUGAAGCUCAUAUUUUAAAACAGCACUUGUGCGAUUAAAACCAUAUGAGUCCAGCAGGGACAAUGAGCUGAUGGGGUCAUCUCCCAGUGUGGGACCAAGGCAGAUGUGCUUUUCAUUCGCGGGUCAUCUGGAGUUGGUGUUCUUGUCCUCUAUGCACAUUUUUAUGUUUGACUUCUGCAUGAAACACCUUUGUGAGAAAGUCUCCGAGUACCUGCAGUGUCGUAUUUUGCCGUAAACGUCCCACUUCGUAAAGCAGCUAUUGACGAUAUCAGAGCGCCGCAUACAAGGGCCGUCUUUCAGCAUCGCUGUGGAAUUUCUAUGGACGUUGGGAAUAAGUGAAAAAAACGUUUUGUUUUUGUUUGAACACUUGAUAAUACACUGUCUUUGGGGGUGAAUGUUUAAGUAAGUGUUGCUUUUACAGUUUUAAAGUGUGCUUCAUUGUACUAAAGGAAGAGAAACUGCUAAUAAAA